UUCGUGCACAAAAAUGUGGUUUAUGACACACACUACAAGCGGUGAUCGAUUUUAUCUAUCGAAUGAUAAACCGAAAUACACCGUUGGACGUGUCGGCACCGAUUUAGAAUUACAAAAUGAUAAUUGUGUCAGUCGUUCACAUGCUGUCUUCUAUGUGACAGAGUCCGAAAAUGAAACCUUUCUGGAAUUAGAAGAUAUGGGUUCAAAAUAUGGCACAUACAUAAACAAGGAUAUCGAAAAGAAUGCACCAUUACCGAAAGGUGUUAAAACACGCUUAAAAAAUAACGAUAUCGUUCGAUUUGGCCGUUUACAAAAUAUUUGGAAAAUUCAACAGCUGAAUAUUAUAACUAUCACAUCGGCCUUAACGGCUGACGAAAAUGCGCAAUUUAACAAAAACAUUAAAUCUAUUGGCGCUAAAGUUUUGCAUCAUUGGUCGCCGGUUUGUACCCAUUUAACGAUGAAUACGCCAAGUGUUACGGUCAAACUAUUGCAUGCUUUGAUCGAUCAAACACACAUUGUGACAACAAAAUACUGGGAAGAUUUGGCCAAGGCGGUUGCCCAGAGACAGCCACAAUUACCCAAGCCGGAAUUGUAUCGGCCACCUUUUGAUGAAUCCGAUGUAGAUGUAAGACCGAAACCUCAAAGACGUACCAUAUUCAAUGGCUUGACAUUCAUAUUUCUGUGUCGCAAACAUUACGAUAUGUAUGGGCCCAUAGUGAGAGCUGCAGGCGGAGCAUGCAAAGAGAUAACAUCCGGAGUGCAAAAGAAUUUUCUAAUAAAGAACAAUGUUGUUGUUAUUCAAUAUAUACCAUCCACACAAUCGCAGAGUUCACAGACCAUAAAUGAAAUUACCGAAAUACUUGAAAGUCAUUCCAAGCGCAUUAUACCCGAAUACGAAAUCGGUUUAGCCAUUAUAAAAUGCUCAACCCAAGAAAACUGCAAUCCCCUUCAUAAGGUGCCCGAAAGUGUUCCAAAUACUGUGGGUAUGUCAUCAGCAGAUUUAAGUGGAGAUGCGAAUACUCAAUCGAUGGGAUUCGCGAUACCCGAAACAAACGUUAAUUUAGUAACAUCAACGCCGUAUGAUCUGGCGCCUGCCAAUGAUUCUGAAGAUAUGCAAGAAACCAUGCCGAAUAUGCAUAUAUCUGAAACACCCGUAGAGCAGCCUAAAAAACGUAAAAUCAUCAAUGUCUUGGGCACCGAAUCCCAAGAUAGUGAUGAUGAGGAACUGUUUCAGUUUCCCAAAAAGACAUGUAACCGAAACAGCGAACAGGAAAAAGUACCGAAUACUUCUAACGAGGAGCAGCAGCAGGCUGCUGCUAAGGGUGCUCGACCAAUUAAACGCAGUAUGUUUUCAAGUUUCAAUGACAAUUCGGAAAGCAAUAAUAAAGUCAUGAGGCCUUCAUCGCCACUUCGAAAUGAUGAUGGAAAUGCCACCACAAGUACGAAUCGCAAACGGCCACAUAUUCAGGUGUUGGGCGAAGAUGAUGACGACGUGGGAGGCGAUGGAGAUGAUCUGUUUUGUUUCGGCGAUACACAAACCAGCAAGAAAAAACGUGAAGAUGCUGGCAACGAUGAUGACUUGUUUGCCUUUAAAGACUCCAAUAAAAACGAUCAAUCAAAUUCGGAAAAUGGGCAAAAUGAAGACAGCUAUGCCCAAACCGAAAAUUCUACCACGUAA
Messenger RNA from Musca vetustissima, 1678 nucleotides. RefSeq names its product nibrin-like. Lineage: Eukaryota; Metazoa; Arthropoda; Insecta; Diptera; Muscidae. Gene Ontology annotation, molecular function: protein binding; damaged DNA binding. Gene Ontology annotation, biological process: mitotic G2 DNA damage checkpoint signaling; double-strand break repair via homologous recombination. Gene Ontology annotation, cellular component: Mre11 complex. Bases 14 to 1678 code for a protein of 554 amino acids. The transcript has 4 exons. The record is from RefSeq and is a predicted model, not a curated record.